This is a messenger RNA of Diaporthe amygdali, 4596 nucleotides long. RefSeq lists its product as uncharacterized. NCBI's taxonomy places the organism in Eukaryota, Fungi, Ascomycota, Sordariomycetes, Diaporthales, Diaporthaceae. The coding region runs from base 1 to 4596 and encodes 1531 amino acids. The record is from RefSeq and is a predicted model, not a curated record. The transcript has a single exon.
AUGGGGGCCAACGGGAGUAUACCCUCAGGUGACCUACCAUCCUCCCUGAGUCGAAGGGCUCGGAAGGCGGCAGAGAAUGCUUCAUUGCCUUCCUCGGAUGUCCCAUCUUCUCGAAACGCAAGCAAGAUACCGCAGACCUCUACUCUCCGGACACCUGCUCAGACUCAUGGACGGAAACCAAGUCUGGGCUCACACGGGCACUUUUGGGGCUCAAAUUCUAGCAAUGGGUCUGAAGAUGCCCUCUCCAGCGUUGCCAGCUCAUCCGGUCCCUCAAGCCGUUCGCAAGAAAGUACAAAACAGCCCAGGAAUGUGCUCCGGCGGAAGCAUCCCAGAGUGACCCCAGAGCCACCCAGCGCGCCUUAUCAUUCUCGCAACAGCUUCAUGAGAACCGACUCAUCCUCUUCGGUUCCCCAAUCAAAUGUGUCACAGUCAAAUGUGUCUCUGGAUAUACCACGAGAUGCAAACACAGACCGCGAAUUCACUCCCAGUCCAGCAGGAUUCCGAGCUCCCCAGAGACCCGAGCAUCCAGCAACGAAUGCGCAACCUGCCACAGUUUACCCAGAGCUGGACCGAUACCGAGACUUCGAACCUCAGGAAAAUUACCGCAAUUACUACGCUGAAGUGCCUUACCCAAUAUCGACUGAUCUCCCCCCGCCAACGCCCCUGUUCUCCAGCACGAGCAGCCAGCACAGCGCUUUCAGUGGCAGUCCAUCCACUAGGUAUUCAGAAUCACCGGGAGGCGGUCCGUACAGUCGAGACACGACUCCAACCUCUAUGUCAUCCCAAUCACCUGGUCUCAUGGCGCCCAUGCGACUUCCCGCAUCAAGGUCCAAGCAGAGCAGCCCUGCAGAUACCAGGCCACCCGUGACCCGCAGGAGAGCUGGCAGUGCCUCGAAGGAGGCUCGAGACGAUGGUAUAGAGCCUGAGGGUCUUUCUAUGGUCAGAGAGUCGGUGAACUCAUCAUCGUCGGCAUCUACGGUGAGAGAUGCUACGCUUAGGGAACAGAGACAGAAGAGACUCCUCUCAUCCCGUGCCCCCAGUCCGCCGCCACGACUAUCUUCUGACAAGUCCAAGAGAACACGGGACCCGGAAAUGGCACCCAGCAGGAAGACACACGAAUCGAGCAAGUCCGUUCCAGUAAUCUCACCCACUUCCAGACUCGCAAACAACGGUCGCCCUGCUCUUCAAGCAUGUGACACACUACCACGACCGACGCCACCUAUGAGGCCGAGCCGAGAGGGGACACCGGAUCUGCAUUCUCAAGUAGGGUUGCCAGUACCAAUUGUCCAAAGCAACCUGUCUUCGACUCAUCUAGCGGAGAGGAGACGAAACAGUCUGAACCCUCCCAUAAACACUGCCAACUCCUCUCGCUCCAACACACCGUCUCAAAGCGACCGACAGCAACAGUCGUCUGCGCCCCGAAUUGGCCGGGAAGCAACUCCUGUCCCUCAAGGCACGAUGGCCCAGACAGCUAAGGUAGACUCCCGCAAGGCCCCUCGCACUCCGAGUCCCAGUAUGUCCUCGGCAUUCAAGUCGCGGUUUCCUCUAUUCAGUCGGAAGAACAAGUCCGUUUCAGAAGCACCCCCAACAAGUGUUUUUGAGAAGAAGGAUAGGCCACCUCGAAAAGGUCCUGCCGCUGGAACCGGGCACGAGGGCUAUGGACGGCUUGGCCACAUCCGGCGCCGAAGCGGCAGCAUGACUAACAAUCCUCGGGCAAUUGGCGGAACCAUGUCUUCACAAGAAAGCCUUGCGAGCAACCAAUCAGUUGAUCCAUUUCUGGCUGAGCGCAUGAGCCCUGUUGUUAUAGCAGGCGGCGAAAUCAUCGAAAAUCGGAACGUUAGCUUGGAUGUCAGUCGAACAGGAAGCGAUCAAAACCUGGCUUUGCCCCGUCCUAGUCUUGGCUCCAGGAACAACUCUGGGCUGUCUCUGACAUCCCCAGAAGAUCGCAAUACUCUUUGGCCCUCCGCGAUGCCCCAUGGAGUUGCACCAGGGCCCUCACUGGGACGGCGGCGACCAUCCGAGGGCAGUGACUCGGAAGGUCUCGCUAUGAAGCCUACAUUGGCGCUCCGGCGAUCGGUUCAGAGGCUUCAAAACUCUGAUCAAGGAUCUAUGCGUCUUCCGCAGCCUAUAGUCAUACGAUCUGGAGUGACGACUCCGUCUAUGAACAGCCACGAUACGACCAUCUUAUCGGACGACUCGCUCUAUGACCAACGACGGAUGAUGGGCCCGCCUAAAACUGAUGUUGCUCAUCCAGCACCGAAGAAGUUGUUGAAGAAACCGAAGUCACCCCGAAAAUGGAAUAUUUUUGGACGAUCGACAAGCCAGCCUGCCAGCAAGAGCAAGGAGUCGGAGACACCAAAGCCUAGUGCACCAGCGGAAGGCGGACCGAAGAAGCCUGUGGCAUUCUAUACGAUGAUGGAUCCGUCGGAACAAGAGCCAGAAGUGUUGCCAGAUGUCAAGGAGGUGCUUCGUGAAGCUCGAGUCUCCACAGAAGCUUUGCCAGCCUCGCAGAUUCCGAGGCAGCAACAACCUGCACAACCUGCACAGCCUGCGCAGCCUGCACCACGAGACCAGCCCCGUGCUACGAGCAACAAGACAGUUCAAGCCAGAACCCCUAGAGUGUCACAGACGUCGAGAAGCAUUCCGGCUGUAGUCCCAAAGCCAGAGCCAAGGAAGCCUCUCGCUCAGCCUACCCGUGCGACCCCGGCCCCAACAACAACGAAGCCUCCCACCACUCGCUCGAAUCGGUUGCCCCAGGUCGGUCGGAUCCCGAGGGUCGCUACUACGCGACCCGAAGCGGCCAAGUCAUUCUCCCGACCUUUCAACCGCGCCAGCAUGCAUCUACAGUCACCACCUGGCGUACAGAGCUCAGGCGAAGAGUUCGUUGCAAAAGGCCCUAGCCCUCCACGGUCCCUUAGCCCAGCUUCAGAACCCAAGCCCGAGGAGCCAACGGUACCCGCAAAAGCAGAGGUUGAUUCGUCGACCUAUCGGCUCUCUAGGGAUGUUCCUUCUGAAGCGAGCCGCUCACAAAACGAGUUUCUCUCUUUCCCUCCACGCAAGGACUCCGAGGGCACCUCGACCACAUCCUCUAGCUGCUCGGGGGUACUUAGCUACUCUGAUGCUACAGCCGUCAUCCCCGGACCAAAUGCUCCUCUGGCUGAGGAUGAGGUAUGGGAUGAGUACAAUGAUCUUAUGGGCGAGGAUACGCUCAGGGUACCACCCUCAGCAGGCUCAUCACAGGGCAAGCCGUUCCAUCUGGAAAUGUGGGGAAGACGUCUCGCGGACGACAAAAAUGCUCCGCUGGAGUCACCAACUAUGAACAACGCGUAUGUGGAGUCCGAUUGCGAGACGGAAUUUGAGGUAGAAGAAGCCCAGGAGGAACCUGCUCCCACUUCGAGCGGUUACAGUUCCGGUCUCACGGCAAAAAUCGACGAGACACUGGAGUCCAUCCGCGGCCCGACCGCUUCUUUCGAUAUCAGCGACUUUGUCAGCGGCUACGGCGAUCGCAAUAAUAGCCUCAACUCUCAAUCUCAGCUCCAACGUACGAGCACUGCAUCGUCUCAGAAGGCACGGGUCAUCCGAGAUUCUCAUGCCAGCGGCAGCAGCCAAGGUUCCGACGACAAUUCAGCAGUGUCCCAAGUCAACCUUCGUGUUGGAUCGAUGACUGUGAGCAAAUGGCUGACAUUUGGCCAUGUCCUGUUCAGCCCAGUCAGGGACGAGCUGGUCCCGAUGACGGGCUCUCUCAAGCGACACUCCAUCCUAGUAAUUGACGGUCUUGGAAACGAUGACUGGUCCUUCUACGCAGCUGAGACUUAUCCUGCGGCUACGUUCUUUAAUCUCUCCCCCCGCUCACCUUUGCCGACUGAGAGUCAGGGCUCUUCAUCCAGCGUUCCUCUGAGCCCGCCGAAUCACCACCAGAUCCAAUACAAGUCACACAUGGACCGGUUCCCCUUUGGCGCUCAGAGCUUCACAUGUGUGGUGUACCGAUUUCCGGCGGCUGUACCCGAGUCUCACUACCGCAAUAUCGUCUCUGAGACCCGCCGUGUGCUGAAGCCGGGCGGAUACAUAGAGCUGUCAAUUCUUGACAUCGACCUGAACAACAUGGGGAAUCGUGGUCGCCGCGCCGUCCGUCAGCUCAAGGAGCGUGUGCACACACGCACACCCAACGUCAGUCUCGGUUCCAGCUCCGACCUGCUCCUACGUCUCCUCGGACGCAAGGGGUUCACGGACAUCAAGACUUGCCGCCUGGGCGUGCCUGUCGCGAGUGCCCUUGCGCCGUCCGAGCCAAAGACGAGUAACAGAUCAGGCCCCACCAGAUCUACUAGCGGGAAAGCCAAGAGAGACACACGCAGUCUCGCAGAGAUCAUAAGUGAUGACGGCCCUAUCGCGGACGAGAGCAUCACCAAGAUGGUUGCCAAGGUCGGCCGGUGGUGGUACGACCGCUGCUAUGAGAGCGUUGCCCCUGCCCCCGGCGGCAGGAGUAUGUGGGGCGACCCGGCUCUACUCGCUGAGUGCGAGGACUGGAGGACGACUCUGAAGUUGAUGGUGUGCCAUGCUCGCAUGCCGGAUGCGCGUGGUCGCCUCGCGAGCAUCUGA